Molecule: messenger RNA, 4695 nt
Organism: Magallana angulata
Lineage: Eukaryota; Metazoa; Mollusca; Bivalvia; Ostreida; Ostreidae
Product: lipase maturation factor 2-like
Exons: 16
Coding region: 63-1997 (644 amino acids)
Biological process (GO): protein maturation
Cellular component (GO): endoplasmic reticulum membrane
Source: RefSeq, a predicted model, not a curated record
UUUUUACUCGGAGUCACAUCCGGUGAUGUGUUCCAGGGCACCUGCUUCCUCACCCAAAGAAAAUGACAAGCAUUAAAGAAACACGAGAUUUUUUCCUGUGGUGCAUAUCGGUUAUUUACUUGAUUGCAUUUUCAUCCCUUUAUGUGCAACUACCAGGUUUGUUUGGAGACAAUGGCAUUAUGCCAGCAAAUCUGGCAAUUGGAUCAAAAGAAAUCACAUCAUGGGAGGAGUUACUUGAAGGCCAACCGACUUUACUGAGAUUGAUGCCAAAACUGGGGCUUAGUACAGAGACAGGGAUGGAUCUGCUGUGCAUUCUGGGAAUUUUGAUCUCGUUCUGUUGUGUGGUGUUCUACAGUGCUAGGGACAUGGUCUCCUUCACACUGCUGUGGAUGAUGUACCUGUCACUCUACCAAGUUGGUCAAACUUUCUUGUGGUUUCAAUGGGACAUCCUUCUAUUGGAAACUGGCUUUCUCACAAUUCUGGUGGCUCCAUUAAACCUGCAGUUUUUCUCAUCAAGACACCACCACCAUGACAGGAUAUCCCUUUGGCUUGUUAGGUGGCUCCUAUUUAGGCUCAUGUUUGCCUCUGGAGUUGUGAAAUUGACCAGUGGUUGUCCAACUUGGUGGGGACUUACUGCACUCACAGUCCAUUUCGAAUCUCAGUGUAUACCAACAGCUCUGGCGUGGUUUUUUCAUCACCUUCCUCAGUGGUUCCUGAAACUCAGCUGUGUAGCAACCUACUUGAUUGAGAUCCCCAUACCCCUUUUGUUCUUUUCCCCUGUGAAAUCCAUGAGGAUGUUUGCAUUUUACUCACAAAUCCUUUUACAGAUGUUGAUCAUCAUCACAGGGAAUUAUAAUUUCUUUAACCUCCUGACCAUAGCACUCUGUAUUUCAUUAGUCGAGGAUGAUUUUUUCAAAAGACACAAAGUGGAGAAACCAUCAACAAUACAGAAUUUGUUCAACAAGUUAUUUUUGUUGGUGGUAUAUGGGUACCUAAUGUAUCAGACAGUGAUGCAGUUUUCUUUACAAGUUUCCUAUAGCCCUUACUUUGAAAUCAAGUCCAAAAUAGCUUUCUCUAAAGAAGAGUUUUCCUCGUGGUUAGAAAAAGUCGUCCCAGCAACUAUUAUUUUGGGAGCUGUUUCUUUGGGAUAUAUCAUACUAAGCUCACUUUUCAGGUGCCUUGCGGAAGAGAAAGGAAUAUGGAAACUUUGGAGUCUUAUGCAAUGUGCAGUGAUGGGGGUGUUGGCUGUAGCCAUGUUUUCAAUCAGUUUGGUACCACUCACUGUUAUAGAGAAAAACACCCAGCAAUAUGUUUCCCCCGAUUUACAUAGAUAUAGGAGUUACCUUAAAGACUACCAUUUGACAAAUUCCUAUGGCUUGUUUAGAAGAAUGACUGGGGUCGGAGGUCGUCCAGAGGUCAUCAUAGAAGGCAGCAACAGCCCAGACUCGGGAUGGAAGGAGUAUGAGUUCUACUAUAAACCUGGAAAUAUCUCUAGAGUUCCACCAAUUGUGGCUCCUCAUCAGCCUCGCCUGGACUGGCAGAUGUGGUUUGCGGCUUUGGGCAGCUACCAGCACAACACCUGGUUUGUUCACCUGAUCUACCGACUGAUGACUGGACAGCGAGAGGUCCUGGAGCUGAUCCAGUACAAUCCAUUCCCCAACAAACCGCCAAAGUUCAUCAGGGCCAAGCUCUACCACUACCACUUUACAGGACAAACCAAGAAAGAUAAAUGGUACUCAAAGAAAAACUGGUGGGUACGAGAAGAAAAGAGUGAAUAUUUCCCAGCCUUAGAAAAGGAUAACUCAUCUCUGUUAGAUUACCUAAAAAGAACUGGACUGGUUAAGAAUGAAAAGAAAGAGAAGAGAACGCUGACCUGGGUUGGGUUUUGUGUUGAUUACAUCCGACAGCUGAUUGGACAACCCGAGGGAUUCUCUUUUGUAAUGACGAUCACAGGAACGGCUGUGAUGGCUAAUGUAUUUAGUCUUAUCCUAAAGUGAGGAUAAAACAUAUCUUAAAUCUCAUCCUGGAUCUCCCCUCACACUUUUUAUUUUAUAAAUGAUACUGGAUUUCAUGCAGUGAAUGUGUAUUAGCAGAAUAUUUGUUAAGGAUGCAUUAUUCUAUAAGGAAAUAAUCUGUAAGAGAACUGACCUUACAUUCUGUGUAUGUUUAGUAAAUAGAUCUAAGCAAUGUACAUGAGGAAUACCAAAUCUUGCCUCAAUAUGUUUUACUCUGAGCAGGUAAAAAUUAGAAAUCCAUUUUAUAUCUUCUGAAGUGCUUGUACCUUAUUAUUAGAUACCUUGAUUGCUUAUAUACCUGGUACUCUUGAUGGGUUUUUUUAAUUUAAAUGUUUUCUAUUUGUAUGGGUAUGUAAUGUAGAUGUGUGGGGAUAAGUCUAAUUUAUAUUAAUAUAUGUAUAUGUAUGUUAGAGCUGGGUAUAUUAUGUUUUUUCAUGGUGCUUGGUAUGAUAUUAUUAUCAUAAUAAACAUAAUCUGUUAAUUCGUUUUAGGAGAUUUUUGUUACAUGUUGCAAAAUUUAUAAUGGUGUAUCCACUCAUUUCGUCAUUUAAGAAAUUCAAACGUUAGAGAAACUGUUAAAAAAUGCUUGCAAAUAUGAAAUAAAAAAACAAAGAUUCUUCACAGGUACAUGUAAUACAGUGUACAUUUAGCAGUGUUAAUUGAGAGACUAUUGGUAUUGUGGCUUCCCUUUCUACAAUAUGGUAGUUACUUUAAUGAAUAUAUAGGCUUACUUUAUAUAGCCCCUGGUGCAACUUUUCCAGUGUAUGCUUGAUUGAUUUGGAAUUGUCUUGUUUGAUUAGUUAAAUUAACUUUAUUCUAUUAUCAAACUCAUUGUUGUAUGUAAAUGUACCUUCUCUGUUCAUGUGCCAUAUUAUAUUUAAUACUUGCUUCUUUUUUUCUGUCGUGUUCUAUUCAUUCAAUUGUUUGCACCCCUCGUUAAGUCUAAUGUAGAUUCCUUGUUUUAUACGAGCACUUCAUGUUGCAUUUAAGCCAUUUUUUUAUAGAAUGGUGAACAAUGUAAAAUUUCAAACACUGAAUUUUAUUAUUAUUUUUUACAUCACAUAUGUCAGAAAUUUAAAUUCUGCAAGAGGUGCUCCUUGCUAUAUUGAAUUCUUGUUUAAUUAGAAAUCUACAGAACUACCAUACUUGUGUUGUCUUGUGUUAUGAACAAAAUGAAAAAGCUAGCAGGACUAUGUCCUCCCAUUGAGGUCUUAUCUCAAUGUCAACUUUGUAAGGCUGGGAAUAUUUUAGAAAUAAACUCUUACUGGGGAUUGGGAAUUACUUUGAAUGGUAGCUAUGGAUGAAGAGUUGUCACACACAAGUACUUUUAUAAAUACAUUUAUACUGAUGUUGUCCUAUGCAUAGUGAACUUUAGAUAGUUUAAGAUUUAAUACAUGUAUCAUGAGUGCGGUAUUCAUUGAAUGUGUAACAGGAAUGAUUUAAUGCAUGUCUGUGUUUUAUUGUUCAACAGAAAUUGUGACAAUAUAUAUGAACUGUUAUCAUGUGACAUCUUUUGUUUUAUUUACUGUAAACAUAAUCAUUGGUAAAUAUUAUAUAAAAUAACUUCUAUUUAAUGCAAAUUGCAUUUAUAAUUCAUGAAUUAAUAAAAAAAAAUUGCUUUCGUUUUCAUGACAUUCAUCUUUAAUUUUAAUUCUCUAGUUAGAACCAAUUACCAAUAAUAACUUACAUUUGGAAAUUGCUCCAAAAAAUUUGAACCAGAUGCUGAGGGUUUAGCAUUAGUUCCCAGUGACUAUGCAUCAUUAAAUUAAAGUUUAUCCACAUGCACAAUUACAAAAUUUUGUCCUAGAAAAAAUCCAGGUUUGCAAUUAAUUGAUAACAAAAUAAAAACAUCAAGAUAAUUGAGAUGACUUUUUUUAUUUACAUUUUGUAUAAAUUACAACACCCUAAAAAUUUGGGUUUGAGUAUAUGCAUUGCACAGAAGAUGAACAAGUCGAAACAUGAUAUCACUGACAGAUAAAUUACAGGGUUGACAAACCAAAACAAGAAGACUAUGCCUUAAGCCAUAAAAAGAUAUUCUUAAAAUAAGCCCUUUUGUUAUAAUUGCAACAAACACUACACACAAAAGCAUAAAAUUAUGAACAUUUUAUUUAUUUGUAAAAAAUGAACAAAAUAAUGUUUUGUUUUUCAGCAGAUAAUAAACUAAUACUUAUUUGCUGCAAGUGACAAUUCAACUAAUAAAAAUAUUCACAACCUUAUUAAUGGACUAGAUAAAAAAAUAAGAUAAAAUGUGUAAUCGACAGAGACAUGAAAUUCAAGUUUUAUUUCUGGUGUUAAGUACCAUUUAUUAAUAUGCCUAUGUACUUGUGUUUAUCUCAACUUUACAGUAAUUCAGGAUUUUGACAGGAAAAAUUUAAUACCACAUUAAUUAUUCAUUUUGAGCAAACAAUUAAUUGUGAUUGAAUAGAUUAAAUCUUAUAUAUACAUGUAAUAAAGUACAUUGAAAAUACCUUUUUAUAUAACAUGAUUAUACAUGUAUAACUAGUACCUAAACACCUGUCAAUGCAAUUUUGUAGAUCUAUAAUAGUUUGUUCACGACACAACAACUGGUCAAACAAAAAAUCAUAACAAUACAAUUUCUUACUACACAGUAGCAAGGUAUUAAUAAAAUGAAUCCAUCUCAUUAAGAAUUAGGACAAGCUACAUGUACCUCUACUUGUAC